UUCAAAUAACUGCGUUUAAAAAAUCGCGAGCCGUUUCAUCCGGGUCCUCUCGUCUGGUUCUGGCGGGAAUCUGCUCGGUAGCUUUUAUCUUUUUGCUCCGUUUUGUUUGUGCUAUGACCCUUUAGCUUCACUCUGUAAGUUACACUUGAGCUAGAAGCAAAAAACGAGCCCCGUUUGAUUAAACGAGUUAACUAAAAUUACGUUUUCUUCGUCUGUUCAUGAUUUUCGUCUUAUAACAACAGCUGGAUCCAUUAGCUGAAAACGUUAGCUAGCAGAUAGCUAGGUAGCAUUAGAGCCGUUAGCAGUUGAACAGUUUACAUUAAGCUAUUUAAUUAGCCUCAAUUAAAGCAGGUUGGAAGAAUGCCAACAGGGAGGAAACAGAUGGGGAAAAAACACCCAGAGGAAAAAAAUGAUGUAAAGGUGUUUGAUUUUAGUGAAAAGGAGGAAAAGAAAGGGCUGAGUGGCUCAGAGGACGAUGUCAGGGAAGAUGAAACUCCAAUAGUGGAAAAAGUGGCCAAGAAGAGACCUGCACCUGAAUUUGAGGAGGGGGCAACAUCAUGUGCUGUGGGAAACGAGGUACAAUCCAUGUUGGAGAGAUUUGGAGCUGAUAUCAGCAAAGUGAUGCAGGCCAAGAAGAAACGUCUUGAGUCUCUGACAAAGAACUACAUGAAGGGAAGCCAACACAAACUGGAACAGCUGUGGAACACCUAUCACAGCGAGAGGCAGAAGAUGACACACCAGUACUCCCAACAGGUGUCCUCAGCGCUGCAGCAGUGGGAGGCUGAAGCCCAGCGAGCUGAAGAGCAAGAGGAGAAGUUCAACAAUCUGUUCAGACAGCAGCAGAAGAUCCUGCAGCAGGCCAGAGUGGUUCAGAACCAGAAGCUGAAAACUGUCAGAGAGUUGUACGAGCAGUUUGUGAAGAACAUGGAAGACAUGGAAAAGAGCCAUGAUGCAUUCCUGCAGGGGGCGCAACAAGAGCUGAGGAAGGAGAUGGCCACUCUGCAGAAGAAGAUACUUAUGGACACUCAACAACAGGAGAUGGCCACAGUCCGCAAAUCGCUGCAGUCGAUGCUGUUCUAGCCUGUUAACACGAUGAAAAAGUAAUAUUGCAUUUGUAUUCCUGUAGCGUUGUCAAGGUUGCAUCACUUGAAUUUAUAGUUAUUUUUCACAUUGCGACUUUGUUCUCUUACAGUUUGUGACUUUUUGUUGAAAAUAGUCUGUUCUACAGCUGAAUUUUUGUUUUAGUUUAUUCAGCAAGGAGGCAGAGCAGCCGUUAUUUAAUAUCUGACCACAAGAGGGAGAACAGAAUAUGUUCAGGAAGGCGUAAAACUCUUCAGCAACUUUCAGAGUUCAAUUAAAAACAAAGUUAUCUUAAUCACAAAUGUUUUAUUAAUUCAUAGGCAAUUUGAGACAAAGAGCCUUGGAUUAAAAUUUCACACUGCAUAAUUUAAAACUGUGGAAUUAUUACUACACCUUCUGAAAGAUUAGAAAAUGACUAAAAUAAAGUUGUUGUUUUUUGUACAGUA
This is a messenger RNA of Centropristis striata (black sea bass), 1526 nucleotides long. It is a transcript of the gene sycp3, whose product is annotated as synaptonemal complex protein 3. The coding region runs from base 361 to 1080 and encodes 239 amino acids. NCBI's taxonomy places the organism in Eukaryota, Metazoa, Chordata, Actinopteri, Perciformes, Serranidae. Gene Ontology annotation, cellular component: synaptonemal complex. Gene Ontology annotation, biological process: spermatid development; meiotic cell cycle. The record is from RefSeq and is a predicted model, not a curated record. The transcript has 8 exons.